Molecule: messenger RNA, 1360 nt
Organism: Ciona intestinalis (vase tunicate)
Lineage: Eukaryota; Metazoa; Chordata; Ascidiacea; Phlebobranchia; Cionidae
Source: RefSeq, a predicted model, not a curated record
ACGCAAUGAAUUUUGUUUUUGUGAAAUUUAGCUUUUCCAUGUGCUGCAAUCUGGCACUUAAUAUUUAGCUCUACAGUCUACGUUGUAGUGUAAACUAUUCGCUGCGCCGAUAGUGUAUUUCUACAUACGGAUAAAGCUGUAAAACUAAAUGAUCUGCUUUAUAACGUUAUUGUAAUGUGAGCAUAAAGGCAGAGAGAGGAAUUAAAAUGGAAAUCACUCCUACACAGCAAAUGAUAUCUUCAUGUUCUGGCGCUCUCAUUACUUCUUUAUUUGUCACUCCACUUGACGUGAUUAAAAUAAGGCUCCAAGCUCAACAAGGAAGUCGAAAAUGUUUCAUGUAUUGCAAUGGACUCAUGGACCACAUGUGUUACUGUGUUAAUGGCAGGACAAGAUGGUAUUCGAGACCUGGCAAUUUCAAUGGAACAAUUCAUGCCAUGAUCAAGAUAGCUCAAAAUGAGGGAAUCAGUUCAUUGUGGAGUGGAUUGUCACCAACACUAGUCAUGGCGGUACCUGCUACUGUUGUUUAUUUCACAUCUUAUGAUCAACUUAAAUCAAAACUUGCUCCAAUAUUUCAUUCAUAUGCUCCUAUCAUGGCAGGUGCCAUAGCACGAGGAGGGACAGUGACUGUUAUUUCUCCUCUUGAACUUAUUCGAACCAAGAUGCAAUCACAACAACUCUCAUAUAGAGAACUUACAGAGGUGAUAAAAACAUCAGUGCGAAAAUCUGGUUUUAUAUCUUUAUGGAGGGGUUGGUCGGCCACUAUGUUGCGAGAUGUUCCUUUCUCAAUGAUGUACUGGUACAUGUACGAAGAAUUAAAAACACGUGUAAAUACUUCCUCACUUUUCUUGCAAUCUUUUAUAUCGGGUUUUUGUGCUGGUACAACAGCAGCCAUCGUAACUCUUCCACUUGACGUUGUUAAAACUUCGCGACAAAUUAAAUUAGGGGAAAAAGAAAUGCUUGGACUGAAUGGAAAUGGAAGUGUUACAACACUUGGUAUAAUGAGAAAUAUAAUCAACACUUCCGGUACAAGAGGAUUAUUUGUGGGUCUGUUGCCCAGAUGUGCGAAGAUUGCACCAGCUUGUGCUAUCAUGAUCAGUUCAUAUGAACUUGGAAAAAGUUUCUUUCGUUCUUCCAAUCAGUUAGCUUCAUCAGAAAGAAGCAGAGAUUUUAUUUCAAUUCAAGACAUAGGAACAUAAAAACACUCUUGAUUUUACUUAUUUUGCAUCAUUUUAUUGAAAUUAAUUUUCGAACACUUUACACUGUGGUUCUUUGUUUGCAACAAACAUAUCGUAGUCAAAAGUGUAAAGAACUAUGCGCUGCUGUAUUAAUAAUUAUUAAAGUAUACCAGGGUGGGGUAAAA